GGAGACGCAGUGAGGACAGCCUUUUGACCGAACUUUAGGAAAGUGGAGAAUAUUGUGUACCCGUUAACCGUAUCUUGUCUAGGGGUUGUGGAGGGACGCAGAUGCGGACCGCCGUUGCACUGCUUCAACAACGGUUGUGGGGCAAAGACUUCUACCCCUCGUUUCGCGGGAUGGUUCAUAAAUGUGACACCGAGCGGGCAGUGGACCUGCUACGGCAGUAUCAGGCCAACCUGACCAGUCCACAGGAGCAGGCGUUGAACGCCAGCGUGGGGAAAGUUUCUGCCAUCUUUGGAAGCCAGCUGUUCCAUGCACUUCUUGAUCUCUGGCCAACCACAUUUUCUAUGGACCAGCACGGUGGAGUGGAAUAUUUCCCGGGAUAUUUUACGCAAAAAGAUAUUCAGGAGUGUUACGAGGUAACCUUGCAGUUGAACACACAACAGAACGGAAAGGAAGAUGGCUCCGAGGAAGUGUGGGAGGACAAGGAGUUGGUGGAAGGAGUCACCCGGGUGCGAGUGACUAGCAUGACCAGCCCCCACCGCGUGGAGCGAGUGGUGGGACUGGUGAGCCGAUCCCACGUGGACGCCGUCAAGGCCAACCCUCCCCCCAUCAUUGUCAACGCAGACUCAAUGGAUGCCGGCCCUUAUGUAAAUGGCAGUGACGGGAUGUAUAAAUAUGAAGAGAUCAUCCUGGAGCGGGGUAACUCUGGCCUGGGCUUCAGCAUCGCUGGGGGAAUGGACAAUCCACACAUCCCCGACGACCCAGGAAUCUUCAUCACCAAGAUUAUACCCGGAGGAGCCGCCGCCAUGGACGGCCGACUGGGGGUGAACGACUGCGUGCUGCGGGUCAACGAGGUGGACGUGUCCGAGGUGGUGCACAGCCGGGCGGUGGAGGCCCUGAAGGAGGCGGGCCCCGUGGUGCGCCUCUUGGUGCGGCGGCGCCAGGCCCCGCCCGAGACCAUCCUGGAGGUCAACCUGCUGAAGGGCCCCAAAGGCCUGGGGUUCAGCAUCGCGGGAGGGAUCGGUAACCAACACAUCCCCGGGGACAACAGCAUCUACAUCACCAAGAUCAUCGAGGGAGGGGCGGCGCAGAAGGACGGCCGCCUGCAGACGGGAGACCGCCUGCUCGCUGUAGGAGAACACAAUGUGAACAACAUCAUCCUGCAGGAUGUGCGUCACGAGGAGGCGGUGGCUGCGCUCAAGAACACCUCGGACAUGGUGUACCUCAAGGUGGCCAAGUCGGGCCCCGUGCACCUCAACGACAUGUACGCUCCCCCGGACUACUCAAGCAGCAUGGCCCUCCCCCCAGCCUUCCCGACCCUGGUGGAGAACCACGUGGGCCACGGCUACAUGGGGGCCAUGGAGCCCAAGCAGGUGUACCAGGCCCCGCCCCAGGGGGGCGGGGUCACACCCUCUAGGUACUCCCCGGUCCCCCGCCACAUGCUGGGAGAGGAGGACUUCACCAGUCCCGCCCCGCGUCCUGACGUUGUCGCUCUGUUUGGCAGGGAGCCACGGAAGGUGCUUUUGCACAAGGGCUCCACAGGGCUGGGCUUCAACAUUGUGGGUGGAGAGGACGGCGAGGGCAUCUUCGUCUCCUUCAUCCUGGCCGGGGGGCCGGCCGACCUCAGCGGCGAGCUGAGGCGGGGGGAUCGCAUCCUCUCAGUGAACGGGGUGAACCUGAGGAAUGCGACGCACGAGCAGGCGGCGGCGGCUCUGAAGCGGGCAGGGCAGACUGUCACCAUUAUCGCUCAGUAUCGCCCUGAAGAGUACAGCCGCUUUGAGUCCAAGAUCCACGACUUGAGGGAACAGAUGAUGAACAGCAGCAUGAGCUCUGGAUCAGGCUCCCUGCGCACCAGUGAGAAGCGCUCCCUUUAUGUCAGAGCCCUGUUUGACUAUGACCGCACCAGGGACAGCUGUCUGCCCAGCCAGGGUCUGAGCUUCUCGUACGGGGACAUCCUCCACGUCAUCAACGCCUCUGAUGAUGAGUGGUGGCAGGCGCGGCUCGUCACGCCACACGGCGAGAGCGACCAGAUCGGGGUCAUUCCCAGCAAGAAAAGAGUGGAGAAGAAGGAGCGGGCCAGGUUAAAAACUGUCAAGUUUCACGCACGGACGGGGAUGAUUGAGUCCAACAGGCAUCCAGUCAAAGUAAAGCGCAAAAAAAGUUUCAACCUCUCGCGCAAAUUCCCUUUUUACAAGAGCAAGGAGAAUAUUGUGCAGGAGAUGGUGGAUGCUGAACAAUGCCUGACGUCCAACACGAGCGACAGCGAGAGCAGCUCAAAGGGCCAGGAGGACACAAUUCUUUCAUAUGAGCCAGUCAUUCGACAGGAAAUCCACUACACGAGACCUGUGAUCAUCCUGGGGCCGAUGAAGGACCGGGUAAACGAUGACCUCAUCUCCGAGUUCCCCCACAAGUUUGGCUCCUGCGUGCCGCUGGUGUCUUCCACAGACACGACCCGCCCGCGGCGAGAGAACGAGAUGGACGGCCAGGACUACCACUUUGUGGGCUCCCGCGAGCAGAUGGAGAAGGACAUCCAGGACAAUAAGUUCAUCGAAGCAGGCCAGUUCAACGAGAACCUCUACGGGACAAGCAUCCUGUCGGUCAGAGCCGUGGCAGAAAGGGGGAAACACUGCAUUCUUGAUGUAUCUGGGAACGCUAUAAAGCGACUGCAACAAGCACAACUAUAUCCUAUCGCCAUCUUCAUUAAACCAAAAUCUGUUGAAGCCCUGAUGGAAAUGAAUAAGAGGCAGACGUAUGAGCAGGCCAAUAAAGUCUUUGACAAGGCAAUUAAACUGGAGCAGGAGUUCGGAGAGUAUUUCACAGCCAUUGUACAGGGUGACUCGUUAGAGGAGAUCUACAACAAAAUCAAGCUCAUCAUCGAGGAGCAGUCGGGCCCCUACAUCUGGAUCCCUUCCUCCGAGAAGCUCUGAGCUGCCAGCUCCCUGCCCCCCCCACCUACACCCCACCACCACCACCACCUCCUCCUCCUCCAGCACCACCCCUGCUUCUGUGCAGAACUCCCAUCCUGAAGAAAAAACCCUGUCUCCCAAUCCCCCCCCAAAACUAAAUUACUUCCCCCUUCCCCAUUUUUUGCAGAUAAGUUUCAUAUCAAGUUUUAGUGUCCUCAUUAUGUUAUUCGCUAAUGGGAAGAUAAAAAAAAGUCUUAUCACCAUUACUGUGACUGUGCACACCCCUGCAUGAGUUUCUCAACAGAUCCAUUCAAGACUGGAAAUGCCACUCCGAAUGAAUUUUGUCAUUUUAAAAACAACGAAAAGGGAAAAAAGGAACAAAUCCUUUUUUGUUUUCAGAUUUUUGUCCUUUUUUUAAAACGACUGGGACUGACUACGAAGACCAGAAUGUUUUACAGAAUUCGUGAGAAUGCUUGAAGAGUUGCGGUGGUGAAGAGAGGGGAGAGAGAACAGAGUCUAACCAUAAAACGUUGGAACACUUUGUAAAUGUUCAUCAAAUCACACUAAAUAAAAAAACAAAAAGAAAAGACACACACGUGAGUGGAAAAACCAAUUGCAGAUUUUCUUUUUCUAAAAGGACUGGAUGAAAUCGCGGCCAGCUGAUGCUACUGUUUAAGGAGUCGUCUCUCUUUUGUUUAUAAUGACUGAGGAAGUUGGUGAAGAAGCCUACAAACUGGGGAUCUAUUUAUCAUUAACCAGUCGGGUCGUCUGCCAGUUGCCUGUGUAAAAAUACACCAUGUGAGGCGGCGCAAAAGGAACGAAAUGAGUUGUGAAUCUCUACAUUUAUAUUAUUAUUAAAAAAAAAUCACAAGCUAAAUGAUAAAAUCCUUCUAAGAUUUUACUACAUAUUCAAAACUACACAUUUACACUUCACUAGAAUUGUCUACUUGGAGGGCUCUUAGAGUAAAACAUUUUUGUUUGUUUUUAUUUUGGAUGUUUUUUGGGGGAUUUUGCUUGUGGGUUAGGGCUGCUGUGUAAAGGACGAGGGGGGGAGAGAUGUGUAACUGGGCUCUGCAAAACACCAAACUGCCUUACAUCAAAUACAAAUUAUGUUUCCUGGCUACCUGGUCUCUAUUAGGGGAGGACACACACACGCAACCGGCAAAACACAGGAAAUGUUCUUGAAUUUCCUCUUUUGUGUUGCUGCGUCCUUCACACUUCCGGGAGGCCGUACUAGAGUGCAAUAGAUUGAAAUGCAGUCUCCACUCUGUUCUCACUUGUAUUUUACCCUGUAUUAUUACUAUCAUGUUUAAUCCCGUUCUUUACUUUUUCUGGUACAUUUGAAGAAAAACGUUUAAAAGUAAAAAUCGAAAGAAAUCCCCAACUUGAUUUGAAUUUGGAUCGCCAGAUCAGCAUCCACAUGGGCCCCAGUUGAGCAGCAGAUUCCCCAUUACACACUCUGCCUUCCCAGAUGAUUCUUCUCUGAGUUGAGUGGUCACGCGGCACUGUCCUGUACGCCACCAUGGCGGUGGCCUUUAAAAGAAAACGCAACAAACGGGUAGUAAAAUAAACAAUAAUUGUAUUGGAUGUGUUAUCAAUUAAAAGAGUCGAUAUAUAUAACCUGUUCUGGAUCGUGGUCCCCCCUCUUCCCCCUUUCUACCCCUACUUAAAACACUAAAGAUGGGUUGGAUUAAAACCAUUAUUCUCUGUAUCGAUACCAGUAUGAAUUCUUUGUAUUUGACUUGGGAGGCGUUGGGGUAAAGCCCCUACGGUGUGUGUGUGUGGGGGGGGGGGUUUGGUGAGCCAGGUAGGCUGAAGUACAGAUACUCCGAUUUCAGAUUUCUCCUGCAACUCUCUUCAUAUUUCAUACCCAUUAUGAAAUGUGUGCUGUCUUAAAAGGUUGUCUUCUGCUACUGCUUUCGAAUCUUGUCUUAGUUUUUGGUUUCUUCAGCUGUGGUGAAAGCUUUGUGUGAAGAUGCAUGAGUGUGGGCGGUCUGAUAGCAACGUGAUUGAAGCGACCAGUGAUAUUUGCGUGCGGGUGGGCCCGUGACGUGGCCGUGAUGUGCUCAUGUGAAGAACACGUGUGGGCUUGUGAUGAAGGAAUACUGUGCCCUCCCCCAUCCCCUGUGAUCCAACAGUUUACAUUUAUUUUCCCCGAGAGCAAAAAAAAAAAUGCUUCUGUUUUUUGGUCUCUUAAGAGCAAGUCCCACUGCAAGGAGAAAAAGAAACGGUAACCCUUAACUCUACUUGGGCGACCCUCACUUCCCCCCCCCUCCACCCGCGGAGUACCUGUAUACCUGCAGGCAUUUUCUGAACAGUGUGCCCACCUGCCAGGCUGCUACCACCGCUUAACCAGCUAUCAUCACCUGUGUCAAAACCAGAGUUCAGGGAAAAUCCGACGGGAACAGAGCCAUUUAUAAACUGCUUGCAGACUGUUUCAACAACAUAAAGGGUGUGGUAGCUGUACAAUGUAAAUAACCCCCCAGCAGACAUCCCCUCACCUGUGCUUCAUGCAUGUGGGAAUCAGACUGGGACAUGUUUUAUAGUCCACAAAUGUCAGGUAAGUAAACUUUGAGCUACUCUGAGAUAUAAUUUCCAUAACAAUGUGCCGUAUCGUUGGUAUUUAUCUAUAGACGAAUCUCUUCAGAUGCCUAUUGGAACACUAAGCUAGUCGGCUGGGAAUUUAAUUCCCUCAAGUAGGGCCUGUCUAAAUGUGAUUUCCUGUGGAACGUGUCUGGGUGUAUAGAUUUAAAAAUUAUAUAUAUGUAUGAAUACUGAAAAGGGUGACACGAUCAGAAAACCUACAUAACAAAUAUCAAGAGGCCAGGAGCAGCGACCAGUAACUCAUUUAGACAUUUAGAAACGUGCUCCUCUGGUGUUUCCGUUCCAAUACAGCUGACUGUUAAAUAUGUGUGUAUGUCAGUCAGCCAUGUCGAAGCCCAAAGAACUUGAUUUCAUUUUACUCUUUUAACGGAGGUUGUGGUAUAUAACGAAAUGGAGCCCGAAUGCCUGUGUAUAAUUGAUGAGGGUCCUUGUUCUGGUGAGAGAGAAAUAACAUGCUUCUAUUUUUAAUUUAACAUUUCUUUGUGGAGGGAAGGUGGGUUGGUUUUCAUUGGUCGUUAUUGGGGUAAUGAGUUGUUUAUGUUAGAGCACAUAUGUGCAGUAAGUGCUUGCAAACAUGAACCCUUUGAUUGUACAGUAGUUUUCCUUCCUGUCUGUGCGGGUGGCACAGCCAAUCAGGACUCUGCGUCACGGUCUUCCCUGUCCUAGUCAUGAGGGAACUCAGUCAUGCUACUUUUGUUUGGGUUUUAAUUUUUGGGAAUUGACCAGAGUUUAUUUGUUUGGAAAUAAUAAAAUAUGUGACUCGGUUA
Molecule: messenger RNA, 6274 nt
Organism: Gadus macrocephalus (Pacific cod)
Lineage: Eukaryota; Metazoa; Chordata; Actinopteri; Gadiformes; Gadidae
Gene: dlg3
Product: discs, large homolog 3 (Drosophila)
Exons: 26
Coding region: 102-2924 (940 amino acids)
Biological process (GO): chemical synaptic transmission
Cellular component (GO): neuromuscular junction; neuron projection; postsynaptic density membrane
Molecular function (GO): kinase binding
Source: RefSeq, a predicted model, not a curated record